AUGUAUAACAUUUCCAAACAACUCAACAACAAUAGCGUUGACUACAAGGAACCGAUGGAUAAGAUACUACUGGGUGUGUCGUACGCGGCUAUAAUUGACACUGAGUUAUACGAAAGUCCAGAAUUGGAAAUACAAAGCGGACAACAACUGCAACAACAGUCACGACUGGUUGUGGUCUCCGGUCGUACGCAACGUAUUGUCGCCAAUGUAUUGGACAAAGGGUUCGGCGACCGGAAAGCCGACGACGAGUUUCGCACACUUCUGGACAAUGCCUUCAAAGGGAAGAGUCGUACGAAUGGCUCGAAUAGAGUGGACGACGACUUGUGGCGCGGAUUCGCUGUCUUCACGAAGACUACAGACGGCAACCGAUUUCAACAGAUCUCGAGACACAUUGCGAGACAAUUGGCACAAAACAAACCCAGCAUUUGGUUUAUGAUUUCAGGUUUGCGGCCAUAUAUCUGGAAUUCAGUGCUGGCAUUGAUGACAAUCCCGGCGUUUAAGGCAUCGGUGGAAACGUCGGCCCAAAUGCUAUCCCCUCUGGGGGUCGACGGCAUCGAGUGUUUGACCGAAACGAUCGAUUGGAAGCGCGAACUCAACGAACACAACAUUCAUCGCGCGUUUAUCGCCGCAGCCGUACAUCACAUGGCAUUCAUGGACGCCAUGCGGGUCGUAGGGGUCACUCCCGACGGCUAUUUGGGCUCGUCGUUGGGCGAACUCAUGUGCCUAUAUCUGGACGGACUGUGCGAUCGGCGCCAGUUUCUGGCGAUGUGCUCAGCGGUUCGGCCGCCGGUCAGCGACGGACGGCCGCCGGUAUACGGCUUUCUGAUCGGCCAGUCGUGGCCAGAGAUUCAACGUCUAUGUCAGGGCCGCACCGAUAUAUACCCGGCCGAACACAUUGCCCACAAUCUGUGUGGUAUUGGCGGCAACGAAGCGCUGGUACGUGAGCUGCACCGGGAGCUGUGCGCCAGGGGUGUUGAAACGCGCAAGGUCAGUCGCGAACCCGACCCAUUCCACACGGAGUACAUGUUUGAGCCCAAUAUAGGUGCGGCACUGGUGGCACAAUUCACCAAGGUUGUGCCCGAGCGCACCCACCGUCUGCCCACCAAUGGUUGGCUGUCCUCAUCGCGCCCUACGCUCCGGGAGGUUAGCACUAGUGACGGGUGUUUCUCUCUCGCCGAGUGUUUUGCCAACAUUUUGUUGUCUCCCGUAUUGUUUAACGAAGCGGUCGAUCGCUUGCCCGCCGAAGCACUCGUCCUGAAUAUCGCCACUGAUUGCAAGUUAAGAUCCGUCGCCCUAACCGGUAGAGUACAGGAGCGGUACGUUAAGGAGGAGGUGUCGACGAGUCAGCCGGUGUUUGGUAUCAAUCAUUUGUUACGUGAGAUCGGACUCGUGUUUACGGCCGGACACUGGCCUCGGAUUCACGAUUUGAUGGCAAGUGUUUAG
Molecule: messenger RNA, 1443 nt
Organism: Medioppia subpectinata
Lineage: Eukaryota; Metazoa; Arthropoda; Arachnida; Sarcoptiformes; Oppiidae
Source: the annotation of a GenBank genome assembly